Striga asiatica is the source of this 501-nucleotide messenger RNA. Lineage: Eukaryota; Viridiplantae; Streptophyta; Magnoliopsida; Lamiales; Orobanchaceae. The record is from the annotation of a GenBank genome assembly.
AUUUUCUACUAUGUGCAGCAGAUUCAAUUUCCUUUAUCUACUGAUCUAAGGGGAAAGGACGUACCUUCGAGCUUUCGUGGGGCGUAUAGCGAAAGCAAGAAAUCCGUUAACAGCAGCAACAACAGCAGAAGCGAGAUUCUAAAUAAGAAGGAAGGGCCUUUCUCGAGGAAAAAGUGUGCUUUCGAUGGCAAGGCCAGAACAACCAAAGGAGGAAGCACACCAUCAAGGAUGGAAAGACUUAAAUCAGCAACUCCCCUUGGAUCAGGGGAUAACAGGGUUAACCUGGGUUUAAGUGGAAGCGAGGAACCGAUGCUGAAGGAAAAGCUAAAAAAUGCCCAUGGGAAGAGCGGAAAAAGCAGCUCGAACGUUAGUGAGAGGAGCGAAAGCCAGAGUCAAGACCAAUUGUUGCAGAACUACAUCCCUUCUAGUAGCAACUUUUGCUGGAACAGAGAGACCAUCUCUCCCAUCCCUCAGUGCGGGAACUCUUUCAAGGGGUUAUGC